UGAACAGCUCCGCAACGAACCGAACGGUUUCCACACUUCUCGGAUCAGAUCAAUGUUCUGAUCCAGAAGACCGUUUCCCAGGGAGACGACAACAUAUAUACAUCUAUAUUGCUUCGGUGGAGGAGCCCACAUCGACGAGCUGGAAGUUUGAUGCCAUUUUCCAGCUCUGCGAGGAGAUAGCGGACCGUAUCCGGAACGAGAUUGACCAGUUUCCCGGCUACGAGUACCAGAUCAACUUUCUGAUCCGGACUCUUCCACAUACGAGUGGGGAGGAGCCUCUUCACGCUACCGUCCAUUUCCAGACAAAAGACCAAGCGGAUAAUGGCAAUUAUGUCGUUGGCCACGUCAAUGUGAAGGAGCAGAACCGCGCCUACGAACUGGCAACGGGCGAUCUUAGCCAGGAUCUGAAAUGGUGGCCAGAAACAGUCCUCAAUUACGAAGAAGAACAGCAAAAGAAGGACGCGGACAAAGCAGCGGGAAUAAGAAAAGUGGCCUAA
Messenger RNA from Aaosphaeria arxii CBS 175.79, 497 nucleotides. RefSeq lists its product as uncharacterized. The transcript has a single exon. The annotation marks the transcript as partial. NCBI's taxonomy places the organism in Eukaryota, Fungi, Ascomycota, Dothideomycetes, Pleosporales. The record is from RefSeq and is a predicted model, not a curated record.